Paramuricea clavata is the source of this 303-nucleotide messenger RNA. Lineage: Eukaryota; Metazoa; Cnidaria; Anthozoa; Malacalcyonacea; Plexauridae. The record is from the annotation of a GenBank genome assembly.
AUGGAGACAGCAAAGCUUAUAGUAGCAUUUGGGACAUGUAUGGAUGCUGUGAUCUAUGUGAAAAAUGGGAAAAUAUGGACAAGCGUUCGAAAGAGUACAAAGAAAUGGGUGGAGAGUGACGAUUAUCGCAAGUGGAGGGAAAAUCACGAUAGUGGUGAAGUUGAGUGUGACAGAGCAAUGAAACUAGACUGCAUUGGUCAUGUCCAGAAGAGAAUGGAUACUCAUUUGAGGGAUCUAAGAAAAAGAGAAAAAAAACUGAAAGAUGGAAAGUCAGUCAAGGGCAGUAAGCAAUUGACAAGUUGA